UUUCACUUUCCCGCAGAAAAUAGGGUGUCGAAUCUGUCCUAUAACCUCCGUUAUAUUUAUUACUAUUUAAAGAUCGAAGAUGAAUCUUUUAUGAUAAUUGUGGAUUAAUUUGUGUAAAGGUUGUUCUAAGUGAUGUUGUGUAAGAUCGUUUGUGUUCUUGCGGUCACUCUGUAGCGUUUUUAAAAAUUAAACAUGGCCUCGAACCGAGGAAUUCAGAUCGGAUCCGCGUGGUUUCAACGGAAGCUGAAUUUGAGGCCGCAGCAUCGGGGCGUGCACCUUGUUACUGAGGAAAUCCUCAAGCAGGUGCCCGAGUUGUCGCAGUUUGCGGUCGGCCUCUGCCAUAUCCAGAUAAUGCACACAUCGGCGAGCCUCGCGCUCAAUGAGAGCUGGGACCCUGACGUCAGAGACGACAUGGAGAUGAUGCUCAAUAAAAUUGUGCCAGAGGGCUUGCCUUACCGCCACUCCUGUGAAGGACCUGAUGACAUGCCUGCACAUGUGAAGGCAUGCUUCUUGGGCUCUUCGCUGACGAUCCCAAUCACAGAUGGAAAGCUCAAUUUGGGCACAUGGCAGGGUGUGUGGCUCUGUGAGCAUCGAAAUCAUGCUGGCAGCCGGAAGGUGGUGGUGACCCUGUCCGGGUGUCCGCGCGACUCGCCGCUGUCGCCGGUGUCGGCGGCGUCGUGCUCGAGUUAGGAGCGGGGGGGGGGCGCGACCCCCCACACGCACUCACACUCGCGCCCCUCCUCCAAGAGCACGCGGAGGUAAACCCCGCGGUGACACCUUUUAUAUCCCCGCACCUAACCUAGACGAUAGUUCUUAUUCUUAUCUUCGAGCGACAAUAUGUACAUAAGAUUAAUAUUUUGUAACACUUUGCGUGGCAUUUUGAACGUCUACGAUUUUAAAUUUUAAGCUCCGACUAGGUAGGCCGGCUCUCGGUGAUACCGGCUCUCUGGGUUUUAGAUGACGCGCGGUGUACCAGUGGACCCGAACGAAUCGGAGCGACGUAUUCGAGGAGAUCCUACUUGUAAUAUAGAAUUUAUAGGAAUUGAAGAUUAACUCAUUAAAAUUAGCUUCAGUAAUAAUUAAUUUUGAUCGAAUUGCCACGCGAAGUAGCCGUAUUGAUGUUAGGUUCGGUCAAAUUUUAACUGGACCCAUUGAAUUUGUACAUAAAAGAUUAUGUGCGACCGUUUUAAAGUAUAAAUAAAGUAAUUGUUGUUUUGUUAUUGCAACUUGUCGAUAUGUAUAUAGAUCACGCGUGGACGUCGAUAUUCGCUUUGUAGGUACGGUUGUUAAACGGGUCAAUGUGGCACCUAUUUUAUCAAUACUAAUCAUAAAUACCUUAAGUGAAAUAAAUGGUAAGGCAUAAUGAUUUGUACGGGUGACUAUAAUUCACUACAGCACACGUUAAAUUUUUUCGAAAUUUACUGGGAGACACUAUAUUUUUUAACAUGGCAGCACAUUAGACGUUUUAAUGAAGUCGGACACUCAUUUUACUACACCAAUUUUGUACUCGUAUGUAAUCGCACUGGUUAACGGUCAGUUCAUGUAAGUUUUAAGAGCUGAAUGUAGGCUAUAUAGAUACAUACUUUGUACGUCUACGAUAGAUAGCUCCCAUCUCUCUCCGUGUUAGGUUAGACUUAUUAACGAUUAGUACGUGAAACAUGUCCAUAGCUUUAAAUGUGUCACACCCGUUGUAUCAACGGGUUCCUUCACGGGAAGACAAUGAGCUAAAAUAUUUGGUACCACUAGAUAGUAGUUGUAUAUCAUUACUCUUAAGAUCAUGUAAGUGCCUCUGAUUUUGGGGUGGUCAUGUAUUAAUUUGCAGACUUGAUUUCCGACACCUGUGCAAGGCGAGAGUGUAGUCAGUGAGACUGAUUCAUUUUGCUUGUGUCCUUCCUUACCUACGACUUCCUCACCCUUUAUAGAUACAGUACAAUCUAUGCCCAAUAUUUCUUUCUAUACAAUAUCACUAGUAUCGCACAUGAUAUAAAUGCAACAAUUUCCACGUCAUGGAAUGUACUACGUAAUAUAUGCAAUUUUAAUUUCGCUGUCUAUUAUUAAAAGCGUAUAUGUAUAGUUGUAUGUCUUCCUAUGUAAGUUCCAUCACAUAAGAACAAGUAUAGUGUAACUGUUGCAGUAAUGCAUCUGGUAUUCGCGCGCGGAAUUAGGGUACAUAUGAACAUCACCUUUAUAUCCGGCCACUUCUAUAUUACUUAGAUAAUGUAAAGAAAAUAUUGCUAUAGGGAGUUCCAAAUUGAAUCCAAAGAAUAACCAUUAUUGUUGUAAUCAGAAGGAGUAAUAAAUAAGUAGUGGGUGUCAGUUUAUAUAUGAAUUAGUGGUAGCGAAAUAAUAUUUCUCAUUUUACAGGGUUGUAAACCUUUUAUUGGAAUUUUCUCCAUAACGAACAUUCCAUUACUGAUUGAAUUUGAAAUAAGUCUAAAUUGUCAUGUCACGCGUUCUGGUCGCGACUUCGUGUGAGUUAUGAACGUCAUUUUUUGCUUUAGUUGUCCUGUUGGGACUGCUUAAGUGGCACAAUUUACACUCAAAAGUUAGUUAGGAGUUAAUGAAUUAUAAAUAGUAGGAUACAGUUGGCAUUAGGUAAAUUUCAGUUAUUAUGAUGGUGGUAAUGCCUGUAUUCCGUACUGUGUGUCGUAGUCGCAAAGCACUCGCAAUAUAAUGCUGCGCCCGACGGAGACAUGGGCAUAAUGCACGCGCGAUGAGAGGCUCGAGCUGGUCUCAAGGUCCCCGUGUCUGAUGGACAGCAAGGAGGGCCACGUAACGAUAGCCUUAUGAACAAGGUCUGUAGUGUCACAAUGCGGCCGAUUCUGAGGUGUCAAUUCUUUAAAUUUAUUUCUUAAUAUUUUAAUUUGAUAAUCUUACGAGAUUACUGUUUUGUGGACCAUCAUAAACUAAAAUUAUAAUAAUUUUGACAAAAAUCUAUUAGAAAGUUAGUUCAUACCUACAAUAAAAAAUAUGCUGUGAUAUCAAAUUGAAAUUUUAAUAUCUCUAAGACAAAUUGCAUUCCAGAAUCGACCGCAUUGUCUCUUCAUCCGGCUCACGUUGGGACUAAAGCUAUAAACUAUUUUUUCACCUUUCUCUCGUCUGUCGAACACGGUCCAACGCCCGAUCCGUCUAACUCUUGCGUUGAGGGAGCCCAGCUCCACACUGCCGAGCUCACAGUCAACGCUGCCCAACGCUGUACCGCCGGGAGGUUUUGAUACCGCAUUGUACAAAGUGUAGAUGUCACAGACAUGAACAGUUUUGUCUCAUGGACAAUCUUAGAUUUACUCACUUAGGGAGCUUGUUGUAAUUUCAUAAUUGGACAUUUUAUAAAUUCAUCUUAAAUUCGAACAUUAUUUUAAUGUUUUAUUUCAAGCCAUAUAGACAUAGAUACAUAAUAUUUUUGAAUUUAUAAAGCGUUAAAAAGCUUAAUAUGUUUCAAUGAACAUUAGUUAUUUAUAACGUACAAAUACAUAUACUUUAUCUACUAUGCAUGAUCGAUGUACUCUUUUAACGAUUCACUAAUUUCGUAUAGUCUAUGUUUUCUACUGCUUAUAUUUUAUUAGAUAUAAUUUCAUCUCUUUUGGAGAGAAUUUUGGGGGAGUGGGGUAAGGGACGGUUAUUAAGUGCUUUUUAACACAUAAUUAAGGAGUUGUAAAUAUUUUUUGCAUUAAUAUAAUGUACAUGUACAUUUAUCCAUGUACAUAACAGUGAUUCAUAUUGUAAAAAAAUGUUCAAGUGCUAUUUGUGUAUGCGUGUUAGGUAUGCCACUGCCAUAGAACAUUUAUGCCUCUUGUAAUAACUUCGAGUUCGUACUUAUUUUUUUUAAUAUGAUAUAAAAUAUCUACGAUGAUUAGAUGAACUGAAAAUAUCCUACUAAGUAGAUAAGUUUCCAAAGAAACCAAUUAGCGACUGGUUCGCAUAGGUAAUACACAUUCCUUGUUUUAUCUUUAAUUGUUAAAUGUUUUCUAUUUUUUGGGGCAUUGUUGAUUUCGUACCACCAAUAAUAUUUAGCUUUUAGAGGAUGUCCCAUUUUAGGCUAUUACAAUAACAACGAAUGUCUAGGGUUUUACCUUUAAGUGGAGUUCUCUUUCCAUUCUGGCUGUCCAACUCACUGAAUUGACGUUAUAAUAAUUUUUAUGCCAUGUACAAUCAUAUUACGCUACAUUAUUUAUACAUAACUGAAGUGUACCUAUACAUUGUAAGUGUAUGUACUGAGGACGCAAAUAGGCAAUUAUAAUGUUAUUGUUAUAUUAAUCUGUGUUUAUUAUGUAUUCGUUCUCCUUUGUAUGAAGCAUUGUGUGUUUUCACAUUUUCAAAUAUAUUACAGUUGUAAGCGUAACAAAAUCACUUAAUGGCACGGAUUUUAAUCUUCUUAUAUAUGGAUUUAAAAAUUCUGUACUUAUCAGUAAUUAUUUAUUAUAUUUAAUAUUAAUUGCACAUAGGAAAAUGAGGUUGUAAUCGGAUUUAAUAAAAACAACCGAAAAGGGAGACAAAUAAUUUGUGUGUAUAUUGUUUAAGAACAAUGGUUAUUAUAUUAUUGUCAAUAAUAUAUUAUUAUGAUUGUACAGUUCAUUACAUUAAUUCACAAGUUUUCUUAGAGGUAUCUCGUCAGUUGUAUAUUGUUGGUUUUAUGCGCUCACUUGUGACAUUGGGAUAUCUGUCACAAUGAAAUUUAAUUGUAUCAUAUAACUUGUACAAUAUAAAUAUAUAGAUCCACAAUUAUGAAAGAGAUUAAAUAUUUGCAAAAGUUAA
Galleria mellonella (greater wax moth) is the source of this 4752-nucleotide messenger RNA. Its product is annotated as UPF0047 protein YjbQ. Lineage: Eukaryota; Metazoa; Arthropoda; Insecta; Lepidoptera; Pyralidae. Bases 193 to 690 code for a protein of 165 amino acids. The record is from RefSeq and is a predicted model, not a curated record. The transcript has 4 exons.